ACUUUGAAUUUGCCACCAAAAAAGUUUCACAAUUAUUUUCUACAACUUAUAACCACUUACUGGUCUUAGGACCCCUCUUCGAUUUGGUCACUCCCCCCAACUACGCCCCUGUGGCGCCUCCUGUGGUUAGAAGCAACGUUUGGCUUUUGUUUGGGUUUGUUGUUGCUCCGUUCGCUGCCCGUUGCCCGUUGCCAGUUGCCAGUCCGUCAGUCUGCGCUGGUUCCCGCUGGCGUGGUGAAGUGUCCGCUCGCGCUCUUGUUCCCGUUCCCGUUCCCGCUCUUGCUCUUGCUUUUCCCGCAAACCGCUUCCGCCGCCGCUGGCGCUACUAGCACACAUACAACUACAACUAAAACUGCCGCUCCGGCAGAGAAAAUGCGCUGGCAGUUGUUGCAGCUCCAAACGCUCCAAAAACGCUCCCAGGCGCACCAAGAUCUCCAAUAAGAAGCGACUCUUCCAAGUGGAACGCCACGAUGCCACCGCACAAAUGGACGGAUGAGUCGCGGGACGCCUCUUGCUACUACGAGGAUGCGGCCGCUUCCCGCUUCCGCCGGCCGUCGUCCUCCUCCAACUCCUCCGCCACGGCGGACCGCUCCGAUGAUGAGGCGGAUGAUGAACGGGAGGCGUUCUGCUCCGGCGAACGACCGCUAAUCCGCUCCAGCGACGCAGGGGAGGAGAACCAUGGCUGUGGCCCAAAGACACGUCACAUUUUCGGAUUCAUGGGCUUCCUGGGAUUCGCCGUCGUCUAUGCCAUGCGGGUCAACCUCUCGGUGGCCAUUGUGGCCAUGGUCAACCAGACGGCCAUCCCGCACAGCAACUCAUCGGUGAUAGAUACGGACACCUGUCCGCUGCCGCAGCCCAAUCACAAUGGCAGCGAUCCGAAUCCGCAGAAGGAGGGCGAGUUCGUGUGGGAUGAGGCCACGCAGGGAUUGGUCCUCGGUAGCUUCUUCUAUGGCUAUGUACUGACCCAAGUGCCCGGCGGACGGAUGGCCGAGUUGUAUGGCGGCAAGAAGAUCUACGGCUAUGGAGUGUUGGUCACGGCUAUAUUCACACUCAUCACCCCGCUCGCCGCUCACUGGGAUCUACCGCUGCUGGUGCUGGUCCGCAUCCUGGAGGGAAUGGGCGAGGGCGUCACCUAUCCGGCCAUGCACGCCAUGCUGGCCCACUGGAUACCGCCGCUGGAGAGGAAUAAGUUCGCUGCCAUUGUCUAUGCGGGCUCCAAUAUAGGCACUGUCAUUUCCAUGCCCCUGGCCGGAUGGCUGUGCUCUCUGGACUUCCUGGGCGGUUGGCCAUCGGCCUUCUAUAUCUUUGGUCUGCUUGGCAUCUUGUGGUUCGUUGCCUGGAUGUAUCUGGUCUACGAUAAGCCCAGCGAUCAUCCGCGCAUCUCGGUUUCAGAGCGAGAGUACAUCGAAAGGAGUCUGUUGGCUCAGAGGCUGAUAAACCAUGAAUUGGGGGAUCCGGAGGAGGAAGAGGGACAGGACCAGGAUGAAGCAGGUGUGAGGAGGCCGUCGGAUGAGCCAAUACCCUGGUCGUCGCUGCUCACCUCGGUGCCGCUGUGGGCCAUUCUGCUGACCCAAUGCGGUCAGGGUUGGGCCUUCUACACGCAGCUCACCGAGUUGCCCACCUACAUGAGCAACAUCCUGCACUUUGACAUCCAAUCGAAUGCCCUGCUGAAUGCCGUACCCUAUCUAACGUCCUGGUUUGUGGGCAUCGCCUGCUCCGCCCUGGCCGAUUGGAUGCUGGCCAAGCGGUACAUAUCCCUCUUGAACUCCUACAAACUGUGGAACACGGUGGCCUCGGUGGUGCCGUCGUUGGGCUUGAUUGGCAUCAUUUACGUGGGCUGUGACUGGGUGUGGGUCACCUUUAUGCUGGCCGGCGUGGGAUCCUUUGGAGGAGCCGUCUACGCUGGCAACCAGAUGAAUCACAUUGCCCUCAGUCCCAGAUAUGCGGGCACCAUGUAUGGUAUCACCAACUCGGCGGCCAAUAUCUGCGGCUUCCUGGCGCCCUAUGUCAUCGGCCUGAUAAUCAACCAUCGCGAGACGCUGACCCAGUGGCAUCUGGUCUUUUGGCUGGCGGCGGGCUUGAAUAUUGCCGGGAACUUCAUCUACCUGAUCUUCGCCAGCGCCGAGGAGCAAAGCUGGUCAAAGGCACCACCCACACGCAUCUCACGAUCCCUGCGCGCUUGAAGCCAGCAAAACUAUGCGCUAUUUUAGCUAGAUCAUAAGCAUUUGUGAUAAUUCCGAUAUAUAUACAUAUAUGUCCUACAUGUUUAGGUGGGCUCGAUGUUUCCCAGUUACAGUUAAGAUGUGGCUUCCAAAAAAAAAACAAAAAACGAAACUAGUGCUACCAAAUCGAAAUGGGAAAUCGAAAAAGAUGUUAACUGUUUUAGUGUAUUACAAACGUGUAUCGUUCUUUUAUAAGGAUUUUUGUUUUGCUAGGCGUCUUUUUUGUAUACCAGUGUACCAAUACCAACUAUAUAUAUUUAUAUAUCUAAGAUAUACACGCUCGAAGGCACUUACAUAGAACUGUCGAAAUAAACAGCACAAU
Drosophila subpulchrella is the source of this 2544-nucleotide messenger RNA. It is a transcript of the gene MFS10, whose product is annotated as putative inorganic phosphate cotransporter. The transcript has 2 exons. Gene Ontology annotation, biological process: monoatomic anion transport; transmembrane transport. Bases 471 to 2183 code for a protein of 570 amino acids. Gene Ontology annotation, molecular function: transmembrane transporter activity. The record is from RefSeq and is a predicted model, not a curated record. NCBI's taxonomy places the organism in Eukaryota, Metazoa, Arthropoda, Insecta, Diptera, Drosophilidae.